Molecule: messenger RNA, 1197 nt
Organism: Aspergillus mulundensis
Lineage: Eukaryota; Fungi; Ascomycota; Eurotiomycetes; Eurotiales; Aspergillaceae
Product: replication factor C subunit 3
Exons: 5
Coding region: 1-1197 (398 amino acids)
Biological process (GO): DNA-templated DNA replication; DNA repair
Cellular component (GO): Ctf18 RFC-like complex; Rad17 RFC-like complex; DNA replication factor C complex
Molecular function (GO): ATP binding; ATP hydrolysis activity; DNA clamp loader activity
Source: RefSeq, a predicted model, not a curated record
AUGUCUGAUUACGAGGACAACAUGGACGUAGACGCUCCGGCGUCCAAGAAUGCUAUCCAGUUCAGCUCCGACAAUACCGGCGCAAAGCACAAGAGAGUUGCAGCAGAUCUACCAGUUGAAGCUCAAGAUAACUUGCCCUGGGUAGAAAAGUACCGUCCGAACUCCCUCGAUGAUGUUUCCGGUCACAAGGACAUCUUAGCUACGAUCAACCGAUUUGUCGAAGCGAAUCAAUUACCACAUCUUCUUCUUUACGGCCCCCCGGGUACGGGUAAAACUUCUACAAUCCUCGCUUUGGCUCGAAGGAUAUAUGGCAGCAAGAACAUGCGGCAGAUGGUGCUUGAACUCAACGCUAGUGACGAUAGAGGAAUUGAUGUUGUUCGUGAACAGAUCAAGACUUUUGCGAGUACAAAACAAAUAUUCUCAAUGGCACCGUCCGCUACCGGCAAAUCGUCGCUUGCAUCUUUCAAAUUGAUCAUUCUGGAUGAGGCCGACGCCAUGACAUCGACGGCGCAGAUGGCUCUUCGCCGGAUCAUGGAAAAAUACACCGCCAACACUCGGUUCUGCAUCAUUGCCAACUAUACUCACAAGCUCUCUCCUGCCCUUCUUUCCCGAUGUACUCGAUUCCGCUUCAGUCCGCUCAAAGAGCAAGAUAUCAGGGUUCUGGUCGAUAAGGUGAUUGAAAAGGAAGACGUCCGUAUUCAACAAGAGGCUGUUGCUAGCUUGGUCACAUUGAGCCGCGGUGAUAUGCGCCGUGCUUUAAACGUACUUCAAGCCUGCCAUGCAAGCAGCAAACCACUCCCCAUCAAGAACGCACCUAAACACCAGGCCCUUCCCGAGCCGGAGACGAUCACGAACGAGACGAUUUACGACUGUAUUGCCGCACCUCAUCCGGCUGAUAUCCAGCAGAUUAUGACCACACUCCUCGCGACCAGCGACGUCACCUCGUGUCUCAAUACCCUGAAUACAUUAAAGAUCAACAAGGGCCUUGCCCUAGCGGAUAUCCUUGCUGCUCUUGGAGAGCAGCUGCAACGACUCGAAGUUCCAGCACAGACACGGAUCACUUGGCUGGAAGGGUUAGCAGAGAUUGAAUGGCGUCUGUCCGCUGGCGGAUCAGAGACCGUUCAGACAGGCGGCCUUGUAGGAGUUAUCCGAAAUGGAUGUGAGUUGAUGGGAGACAAGGGUGUGAGUGCGGCAUAA